UACCAUGUGAACCGUUACAUAACACGGAACGUGCAGUGAAGUGCUUGAUUUAUUAAAUAUUUUUUUCGUUAAUAUAUUUAUGAAAAUACGGUUAAGAAUAGGGAAUAAUAACGCAAUGUGUUACUGCAGAGAAUUGGAAACACGCAAACCGUUGUCAUUCAAAUUCAAAGGAGUUAUCACCCUCGUCCUUUUCUUCGCAAUUUUCGAUUCGAGUCAUCAAGGGUCAAUUCCAAACACACUCGAAUGGGAAUGUGCUCCAGACGACACGAUUAUACCCGAUCCUCAUGACUGUCGAAAGUUCUACAAUUGCGUUUAUGGAAGGCUCAAGUCUGAGACGUGUCCUGUAAAUACUCAUUUUAACCCAGACUACCUAAUCUGCGAUUGGCCUGAAAAUGUCCACUGCGCACAAGGAACCGUAAGAGUCCCUAAAGGGCCUUUCGGCUCCUCCCCGUACGUAAGCGAAGACUCUUCAGGGGGAGACAAUUCUGGAAUGCACUCUUCCAAUGGCGACGACACUUCUCAAGGUUCAUCUUCAGGAAGUUACGGUUCGGGUUAUGGAAACUCACAAUCGUACUAUGGGAACAAAGGUUAUUCUAGUUCUGCUAGUAAUGCUGGGUCAUACGAACCAAACAGUGUUACAGGUUUUACAAAACAACCUGGUUCCCUUUAUUCUAAUAAAAAUACAGGAAAAUAUGGAUGGAAUGGCCAAAAUCAGGGUAAACCAUCGUGGUUGACACAUGGUGGAUCGUCUUCAUAUCCUGGAAGUAGAGGACCAUCUGGUCCUUCGGUAUCAUAUGGUGCUGUUGUAGGGCCAACAGGACCUCAUGUUUCUUAUGGGCCUCUUGUAGGGCCCAAAGGUCCAUCAGUAACCUACGGAAAAAGCAUAGGUCCUGUGGGACCUUCAGUAUCUUACGAAGGCCAGGUAGGCCCAAAGGGUCCUACUGUGUCAUAUGGAGGCGGGGUAAGCCCGGAAGGACCUUCGAUAUCUUAUGGUGGGCAUGAAGGCCCGAAUGGUCCUUCUGUAUCUUAUGGAGUUGGGAGAGGCCCAGGAGAACCUUCAGUAUCUUAUGGAGGACAGGAGGGCCCAAGUGGUCCCUCUACUUCUUAUGGAGGACAGGAAGGCCCAAGUGGUCCCUCUACUUCAUAUGGAGGCAACACUGGAUCAGCAGGAUCUUCUGCAUUGUACGGUAAAAAUCAAGGACCACAAGGUCCUUCUGCAUUUUCACCAGAAAAUAUUGACAUGACUAGGCCAUAUAAUCAAGGAUCAAGUUCUGGAUUAAACGGUCCUAUACCAAGUGGUCCAUCAAAUUCCUAUUCUGGAAAUUCUGGAAAUUCUGAACCGAAUAGUGUAUCGGGAUAUUAUCCUGGAAGCUAUCCGCCAAAUAACGAUCAAUCUAAACCCUACUCGAGUUACGGAGGCAUGGGGGGAAAUCAAGGACAAUCGAGUUCUUUCGGAAACGGCUAUCCUAGUCAGCCUUACGGUCCAGGUGGGUAUUAUCCUUUCUGUACCGAUCAGUCUCAUCAGCAUUCUAAUCCAAAAGAACACGAAGCAUCUGGGAUACAGACCACUACAACAGAUAAUUAUUCUGGGCCAACCAAUGCACCUCCAGGUGACUCAACUACAUCUGCGGCAUCACACCCAGGAAAUGCGGAAUCGACCGGCUCCCCUACCGUAUCCACUUCGCAACCUUCCAAUAAUAAUGAGAUUUCCAGUACACCAUCGGACUGGAAGUCAUCAACACUUCUGCCGCAAACUAGUACCACGUUACCAAGUGGCAUCACAACAACGAGUUCAAAUGCUGCACAAGAAGAAGGGCAACAAGGGGGCCCAUCAACGAAUACAGCAAAGAAAAGUAAACGUAACUGUGUUUGUACAGACGAAUGAAAGCGAACGUUUGAUUGUUAUUGUUAUAUAUCAUAAAAUAAAAAAUAUAAAAGAA
Molecule: messenger RNA, 1940 nt
Organism: Agrilus planipennis (emerald ash borer)
Lineage: Eukaryota; Metazoa; Arthropoda; Insecta; Coleoptera; Buprestidae
Product: spidroin-2-like
Exons: 4
Coding region: 80-1885 (601 amino acids)
Cellular component (GO): extracellular region
Molecular function (GO): chitin binding
Source: RefSeq, a predicted model, not a curated record